AUGGAAAUGAGAGAACUCAGCAGACUGUUCUUUUGUUUCAAGUCUAUUGCAGAAGAGGAGCUUUCGUUUGAAGAAAUGUAUGAAAGAAACCAUCUGUCAACUCUAAAGGAAGCUUUCUCAAAUUUAUGCACAGGAGAAGAAGGAGAGAAGUAUGGUUUGAAAAUGAACUUAAACAGCAUUUUCCAAAGAAGCAUAAAGAUUCUUUUGGGAUAUUACUCAGAAACACAGCUUGACUCCAAAGUUAAGGAAUUGGAGAGGUUCAGAAAAGCGUACAAUUUCAACCUUCCUGAUAUUGUUGGUAAAGCCAGAUAUCACACAGAGAAGAACUCUUUAAAGAAGGCAAGACUCCCCAAGAGCCUUCCACUUGAAGAUGAAAUGAGGAAAUUGAAACAAUUUCUCAUUCAAGAAAUAGAUGACACCGUGGAAAACUUUUCACUUAAUCGGUACACAUGGCUUCGUUCAUUAGUAGUCGCCCGAUUAACUCUAUAUAAUGCCAGACGAGGAGAAGAGGGUUCAAGGCUACUGCUUGAGGAAUGGUAUGAUGCCAUAAAUUCAACCUGGAUACCUCAGGAAGCAGUUGAAAGUGUUAAAGAUGAUGCAGAAAAGUACCUCAUUGGCCAAUAUAAACUAGCAUACAUGGCUGGGAAAGGGAGAAAGUGUGUUCCAGUUCUGAUUCCGAAUGAUUUGGUAGGGCCAAUUGAACUGCUAAUAUCACACAGGCAGAAGUUUGGGAUUGCAGAGACUAAUAAUUUUUUGUUUGCAACAAAAAGUUCAAGUUCACAUUGCUCUGGAUGGCAUGCAGUAUUCACUGUGUGUGAAGCAGUUGGCAUAUCCUCAGUCACAGCAACAAAAAAUAGGCACAGAGUGUCAACAGUUUAUGCUACCCUAGAUAUGUCGGAAAAUGACAGAAAAAUAUUUUAUGACCAUCUAGGUCAUAAUGAGGCAAUAAAUAAGGACAACUAUCAGUGUCCUCCAGGAGUGACCGAGGUCUUGCAUAUGGGGAAGUUUUUGAGCUCGCUAGAAGAUGGCUUACCAGUAGCGGCACCAGAAAGCCAUGAGAAGAAGACAAAGACAAAAGAUACUAGAACACAAAGUGCAGAAAUUGUUAGUGAAGGAAAGAAGCAAAGAAAAGGUGAGCAUGAAGAGGAGGUUGAAAUAGAGAACAGAACAAGGACGUCUGAUCAUCAGGGGAUCGAGGUUGCAAUCUCUGAUGAGGAGGAGGGGGGGGGGGUGGUCAAACAGGGAGACCAUAGAGAGACUAUCCGACUCCAGGAACUGUACAAGAAACGCCAGAAGGAGCGAGAGAAUGAGGAGAUAGAAACGAGGAGUAUACACCAACCUCUCAACAAGAUCAAGUGA
Messenger RNA from Magallana angulata, 1359 nucleotides. RefSeq lists its product as uncharacterized. The transcript has 5 exons. NCBI's taxonomy places the organism in Eukaryota, Metazoa, Mollusca, Bivalvia, Ostreida, Ostreidae. Bases 1 to 1359 code for a protein of 452 amino acids. The record is from RefSeq and is a predicted model, not a curated record.